Messenger RNA from Mytilus californianus (California mussel), 2287 nucleotides. Its product is annotated as zinc finger protein 184-like. The coding region runs from base 140 to 1651 and encodes 503 amino acids. NCBI's taxonomy places the organism in Eukaryota, Metazoa, Mollusca, Bivalvia, Mytilida, Mytilidae. Gene Ontology annotation, cellular component: nucleus. Gene Ontology annotation, biological process: regulation of transcription by RNA polymerase II. The transcript has 4 exons. The record is from RefSeq and is a predicted model, not a curated record. Gene Ontology annotation, molecular function: protein binding; DNA-binding transcription activator activity, RNA polymerase II-specific; RNA polymerase II cis-regulatory region sequence-specific DNA binding.
UCCUGUUCAUGAUCGAUAUGCCGAUUUUGGAAUUUGCCUUUGUUUUUACCAUUUAAUAUUAGGUCCCUGUUCAUUGCACUGUUUGCACGAUGAAUGUAGAAGAAUUAUAAACGUAUAAGUAGUUAAAUUAUUGUGGUGAAUGAUGGCAAAAGUUUUUCUUAAAGAAGACAGGUAUGGGGAAAAACUGUUGAAAACUUUGAAUGUUUUAAGAAAAGAAAGAAAAUAUAGUGAUUUUUACAUAGAGACUUAUUCUGGUCUAGUCCCUGUUCACCGUGUCGUGUUAGCUGCUGCCGAGAGUUGCCACUUAAAGUCAAAAGGUUUUCUUUGUGGUGAUAUAAAUACAUUUGAUUUAACAGAAUUUAAUAAGAAUGUUGUAGAGAUAUUUGUAUCCUAUUUAUAUACUGGAGAAGUAUAUCUUACUGGCGAUUCAGACAUUAAGGAUUUUGUAAAUCUCUGCAAAAAGUUAGAAUUCAAAACUCUUCUAAAUCAUAAAGAAUUUCAGAAGCCUAACAGUAAUGAAAUAUCAAAAAACCACACCAAUGAGUUGUUUGAGGAGGAUACAGUUAACAGUCAGGACUCAGACAGUGAACCACACCCAGUUUACUUAUCUACAAAUCGUGAUGGACAAAUGUUUGUUAAAUCUGUUCCUUCUAUACAUUCUAAUGAUAAUCAAAACACUAACGUAUCAAAUACUUCCAAAUUACCUGAAUCAACAGAAGGUCCUUCAUUACAGGAGUUAAUUAUCAAACAGGAACCAAAUAGUGAUGAUGAUUCUGAUAAUGAGUUAGAUUCUAUUGAAGCAGAAUCCAGCUUGACUCAAUCUAAUAAACUUAAACAAAAAAGACCAAAUAAGAAAACUUUGAAAGGGAAAAACAAAAAGUUAAAAAGUACUACUGAAUCUGUGAAACAAUAUGCCGAACAGUUAGUUUCAAAAGUAGUUGGAAUGGGUGAAGGAGGUGGUGAUAUUGAGGAGGAUUCUGGUGAUAAUGAUGAUGCCUUAGGUGAAAAUGAGGAUGAAGUAGGUGAUGCUGACGACCAAGAGUCGGAGGAAAGUCAGAAUGAUUUUGUUAUAAAAGAAGAACAAGACUCGGACUCGGAUGUCACCAAAGAUGCAAAUUCUGAUACAGAUAAGUUUGAAACAUUAAAGCUUGCUCAUGUUGCUGAAUCAUGCAAAAAAGGGACAACAUUUAUGUGUGAUGAAUGUGGAAAAAGCUUUAAUACUAAAUGUGGCAUGAAUAAGCACAUCCGUUCAAAACAUAGAGGAGAGCAAGGUAUGCCACACCAAUGUACUAAUUGUGGCUACAAAUGUAUCGAAAAACACCAAAUGGAAAGACAUUGCAGAAAAUAUCAUGGUAGUGAGAAAUUACAGUGUACAUAUUGUAACAAACUAUUUACUACACAAUCAGGACUAAAGAGACACGAAAUUAGCCACCAUCUGUUAUCUCCCUUACUUCAAUGCAGCGAAUGUUCCCUGAACUUCACUCGAAAGGAUUUACUAGAAGAUCAUGUACAGGCAAUUCAUGCAAACAAUUACAGGUAUACGUGUUCCUGUUGUGGUGCCAAAUACAAGUGGAGAGGCAGUUUGACAAAACAUUUCAGAACAAAACAUAAAAAAAAGAUUUGGAAUAAUAUAAUUAAUAUUGUAACUUGAAAAUGUUAUCAAAGAUUCUAAACCAUUUCAGAAAAAAUGAACAAGUUAAUCAUGAGAAUCAUGUAAAUACAAACUAUUUAUGACAAUCACGGUAAUACAAAAUAUUGAUGACAACCAUGUUAAUACAAACUAUUGAUGACAAUCAGGUUAAUACAAACUAUUGAUGACAAUCAUGUGUAUACAAACUAUUCAUGACAAUCAUGUGUAUACAACUAUUUAUGACAAUCAUGUUAAUACAAACUAUUCAUGACAACCAUGUUAAUACAAACUAUUGAUGACAAUCAUGUUAAUACAAACUAUUGAUGACAAUCAUGUUAAUACAAUCUAUUGAUGACAAUCAUGUUAAUACAAACUAUUCAUGACAAUCAUGUUAAUACAAUCUAUUGAUGACAAUCAUGUUAAUAAAAACUAUUGAUGACAAUCAUGUUAAUACAAACUAUUGAUGACAAUCAUGUUAAUACAAACUAUUCAUGACAACCAUGUUAAUACAAACUAUUCAUGACAAUCAUGUUAAUACAAACUAUUCAUGACAAUCAUGUUAAUACAAUCUAUUGAUGACAAUCAUGUAAAUACAAACUACUCAUGGCAAUCGCGUUUGUACAAACUAUUCAUGGCAAUAAUGUAAAUACAAACUAU